Messenger RNA from Gaeumannomyces tritici R3-111a-1, 2155 nucleotides. Its product is annotated as queuine tRNA-ribosyltransferase. Gene Ontology annotation, molecular function: tRNA-guanosine(34) queuine transglycosylase activity. The record is from RefSeq and is a predicted model, not a curated record. Gene Ontology annotation, cellular component: cytosol. NCBI's taxonomy places the organism in Eukaryota, Fungi, Ascomycota, Sordariomycetes, Magnaporthales, Magnaporthaceae. The coding region runs from base 599 to 1834 and encodes 411 amino acids. The transcript has 2 exons.
CUCUGAUUGAUACGAUUGCUGGACUGGGAGAACAGAAAAGGAAGCGACCAAGACCGGCAAUGCUACCUUGGCCGCCGUAACGGACACAUCUGCACUGACAUCUGGAAUAAACCUGUAGGUACAGUACGGGCUUGUUGUCACGAGAUAUAACAAAAUUUUGCUUCUUGAAUGAGGAAGAAAAACAAUAUAAACAUCUACCACUCUCUUGGUGGGGGAGAGGAGCUGCAAGGGACAGGCAGCAACCUGCCCCACAAUGGAGGGGCGCCACAUGAGAGCGGCAGGUUUGGAUGCGAAGAAAAAAUGGUUCACCACGCCUGAAUCCAUGUCAAGCAGAUCGGUCGGGGCUGACAGACACCCAUCAAUUGAUCCAAUAUUUCAAGUUGCAAAUCCUGGGCAUCCCCGAGGUACCUGCACCAGAGGCCACCGCACUAGAACAUCGGACUUGUGUCUCGGGAGAUCCCACCUCGUGGUGUCGGGUAGAGCGCUCACUCGAGAGACGCCAGCACAGGAGGCACAGCAACCAUCUCCACGGCAAGAACCAAGCGGCCGCGAGCGUGGAGGCACUCUCGGGUGACGACGGGAAAACGCUGGGUGCGCCAUGAUGGCCUCGGCCUCAGCCUCGGCCACCCACGGGGCGCUCACGUUUGAGCUCGUGGCUCGGUGUUCUACCACCCGCGCCCGCGCGUCCAUCCUGACCCUUCCCCAUGGCCCGGUCAAACUGCCCGUCUUUAUGCCGGUGGCGACGCAGGCCUCGCUCAAGGGCCUGACACCCCAGCAGCUAGAGGACACGGGCUGCCGGCUCUGCCUUAACAACACAUACCAUCUCGGCCUUAAGCCGGGUCAGUCGGUUCUCGAUGCCGUCGGCGGCGCCCACCGCUUCCAGGGCUGGCGGCACAACCUGCUGACCGACAGCGGCGGCUUCCAGAUGGUGUCGCUGCUCAAGCUGGCCACCAUCACCGAGGAGGGCGUGCGCUUCCUGUCGCCCCACGACGGUUCGCCCAUGCUGCUGACCCCGGAGCACUCCAUGUCGCUGCAGAACAGCAUCGGGUCCGACAUCAUGAUGCAGCUCGACGACGUCCUCGUCACCACCUCGCCCGACGCCGCCCGCAUGCGCGAGGCCAUGGAGCGUAGUAUCCGCUGGCUCAAACGCUGCAUCGCCGCCCAUCGCAAGCCCGAGUCCCAGAACCUCUUUUGUAUUAUUCAGGGCGGGCUUGACCUCGACAUGCGCCGCGAGUGCACCGAGGCCAUGGUGGACCUCGACACCCCCGGAAUCGCCAUCGGCGGCCUGAGCGGCGGCGAGGCCAAGGACGACUACUGCCGCGUCGUCGAGACCUGCACCGCUCUGCUCCCUGACCUCAAGCCCCGCUACGUCAUGGGCAUUGGCUACCCGGAGGACCUGGUCGUCAGCGUGGCCCUGGGCGCCGACAUGUUCGACUGUGUUUGGCCUACCCGCACGGCGCGUUUCGGGAACGCCAUCACAAGUCAUGGUAUGCUCAACCUGCGCAACUCAAAGUACGCUGCCGACUUUGGACCCAUAGAGGAGGGCUGCGGCUGUGUUUGCUGCAAGCCCACUGCCGAGGGCGGCACCGGCGUCACGCGCGCACUUGUGCACCACAACGCGGCCAAGGAGACGGUCUCGGCACAUCUUUUGACAUUGCACAACGUCUGGUACCAGCUCAAUCUCAUGAGGGAGAUUCGAGACUCCAUAAUUCAGGACAGGUUUCCGGCAGUUGUGAAGACAUUCUUUGCAGACCUCUACCCGAACCAGACAGACUACCCUGAUUGGGCUGUGGAUGCACUGAAGAGGGUGGGAGUAGACCUUAAGGAGGAGUAGCCCUCGUAAGGAUUGUAAUUGAGUAUAUAAACUCGAUAUGCUCCCCCAUAUCAGCCCGCUGGAAGGAUGUGCCCCCGUCCAUCAUGCUAGUCGGCUCCAAGGCUCCUUCAUGAGGUAGUAGCCUCUGCGCAUUCCCAGGUCGGCCCAAGCCAUACUCGCAUACAUCUAGCGCGAAAUUACUCGUUUGCUAAGUUGAGCUCAGACGAGAAUGAAAAGGGAGACAAGAAACGUCCACGAGCUUGCAAUCCAGCCUACCGGACCCGACGCGGCAAUCGGCCGACCGGCCUGGGCCGACGAGGUUGACGUGGACCCUGCGCCCAA